Messenger RNA from Dalotia coriaria, 3418 nucleotides. It is a transcript of the gene Magi, whose product is annotated as membrane associated guanylate kinase, WW and PDZ domain containing protein magi. NCBI's taxonomy places the organism in Eukaryota, Metazoa, Arthropoda, Insecta, Coleoptera, Staphylinidae. The record is from RefSeq and is a predicted model, not a curated record. Gene Ontology annotation, molecular function: protein binding. Gene Ontology annotation, cellular component: cytoplasm. Bases 280 to 2574 code for a protein of 764 amino acids. The transcript is spliced from 3 exons. Gene Ontology annotation, biological process: signal transduction.
UCCUCUCUUUCUGCCAAAUCGUAAACAAACGCGAGUGCACAGCUUUCCGUUCGUUCCAUUUCCCCUGCCCGCUAGCCUAGUGCAAUGACAAUUUGGGAAACAUCUUCACGAAAUGCUGUUCCUCGACCUCGGUGUUUCAUCUAGUAUCAAUUCUUAACGUGGCUGUAUAUAUUGCGUGAGUGCGCGUUGUGCGGGUGGGUGCAGCUGCCCCUGUGUGCGCCCCGCGACGAUUGAAAUGGGCGGUUAUUGACUAGCAGGUAGAAGCAGCCUCAGCAAAAAAUGAGUCACAAGAGUGACAAAUCUUCACUCUCCCAACCACUACGUGUUGAAACCGAGGAGACGACUAUCGAGCCACCACACUGCACCGGAUACUUCCCCGAGGAGGGUAAUCAUACCAACGAUAACGAUGAGUCCCUGGGCGCGCUUCCGCCCAAAUGGGAGAAGGCCUACACUGAGAGUGGUGAAGUCUACUUCAUCGAUCACACCACUGGAACGUCCCACUGGUUAGACCCGCGACUCUCAAAAUUCCAAAAAAAGUCACUUGAGGACUGCAUGGAUGAUGAAUUGCCUUAUGGCUGGGAGAAGAUCAGUGACCCACAUUAUGGCACCUACUUUAUAGAUCACGUCAAUCGACGGACGCAGUAUGAAAAUCCCGUGAUUCAGGCGAAACGCGCAGCAUCCCAAGCUUCUGCGCGGGCAAGUAGAGCUUCCUUUACUAAAGAUCCGGCUGAAUUAUGCGGGCAGCGCUUCCGCACCUCUCUGGUCAAGUCCUCGAGAGGUCUGGGCUUUACAAUCGUUGGUGGGGACGACGGAGUGGAUGAAUUUCUACAAAUUAAAUCGGUGGUCCCAAAAGGGCCGGCAUGGUUAGAUGGGAAGUUGCAAAUGGGGGAUGUGAUUGUCUUCGUAAAUGACACCUGUGUACUAGGCUACACCCACAACCAGAUUGUGAGGCUUUUCCAGUCAAUCAGUGUGGGCUCCACAGUUGCACUUGAAGUUUGCAGGGGAUAUCCGCUUCCAUUUGAUCCAAAUGACCCAAAUACUGAGGUUGUAACUACCAUUGCAGUUGAUUCCACUCUGCAGGCAGUACCAACUGAGAAACGCCUUGGAAAUUUAGAUACCAACUAUAAUUUCCUUGAAGGCGAUGAUAUUUCACGGGAUGAUGUCAGCGCGCUUGAUAACAACGAUGAUAUUGAUGAUUUGCUCAAGGGGAUGAACAAUGUCAGCAUUACGAAAGUCGAGGUGAGCGUUAAAAUCGUCAAGGGAAAUCUAGGUUUUGGAUUUACUAUUGCUGAUAGUGCAUGUGGGCAACGAGUUAAAAAGAUCCUCGAUCGCCAACGAUGUAAAAACCUCCUUGAAGGAGAUAUUCUCUUGGAUAUCAACGAUAUAUCCCUAAGAAGUCUAACGCAUGAUGAUGUGGUACAGGUUCUAAAGAACUGUCCGUAUAAUCUCGAAGCGACCAUCUGUGUACAACGAGGUUGUUCCAAGACGAACACAAACCGCAAACCACGCAAGCUGGACAAUCGCUUUGGUGCCAAAGAUAUGGUGAAUGCCUUCAGGAGCAAAACUCCCACUGCGGACAUCUACAGUACGCAAACCCGCGAAGUCCUUCCAAGUCGACCAAAAACACCUAUUGUGGACACGCGCAGCAUCACGAAGACUCCCACGAAGGACCUCAACUCCAACGGCCAUGAUAUGAUGCGUCCCACAUACGCCGAGGGGAAUUUACGAUUGUCAUUCAUCGAGAACGGAGACAUUGAAGAAGAGGAAAUCAAUAACAUCGUCCAGAAAACUCGAGCGGGUCAUCCACAGCAUCAAUACAUGCCGGUGCCACAUGCGUACGAUUGUCUCUGCUUCCAAUGUCAGAACCACCGACCUGGAACAACCGAUGGUGGCAGCAGUACAUACGAAAGCAACAGUAGUAGAAAAGCAAACAACUUACAAGACUGGUGGCAGUCGCAACAGAACAACGAAUGCGUCGAGAUGAAUAUCACGCUGCAGCGGCAAGAGUCCGGCUUUGGGUUCCGGAUCGUUGGUGGCAUCGAGGAUAGAUCGCAAGUUGCCGUUGGGCAUAUUGUUGCUGGUGGUGCGGCUGAUGUAGAUGGACGCAUUCGCUCCGGGGACGAAAUUGUCAGCGUUGACAAUUACUCAGUGCUCAAAGCGUCACAUCGCCAAGUUGUACAAUUGAUGAAUCAGGCCGCGACGAGAGGUCAAGUUAAUCUGGUCCUGCGAAGAAGGAAUUUUCCUGCUGGAGAGUAUGGUUUACCGCCUCCACAAGUUGUCCACAGUCCAAUCGGUAGCCCAAAUGGUCAGACUUAUGAUGUUAUCGUAAACCGAACCGAAAACGAAGGUUUUGGUUUCGUUAUCAUUUCCUCAGCGAAUAAAGUCGGCUCGACAAUUGGUCGAUUAAUUGAGGACAGUCCGGCCGAACGUUGCGGUCACCUACGUGUGGGGGAUUACAUCGUCGCUGUGAACCACAUCAACAUCAUGCAGUUCAGCCAUGGCGAAAUUGUAAAUCUUAUCAAAGACUCUGGUUUGUCGGUGACGCUGACAAUUGCGCCGUCCUCCGACCACUGAGUAAGCUACUACAAUACAAUAAUUACAAUACAUAGUGCGAGCUUAAUCAAAAAACGAUUUUAAUCUGUUUGUGGUAAAAGGGUUGACAUCGAAUAAAAUUUUAAUUAAUUUUAAAAUUUCACUAAACAAAACUGAUCUUCAUAGAAAAAGUAUAAAUUUAAUAUUACUUAUUAAGCAUUGUUGUUGCUAGAGAAAAGUCUCAAAUCAAUAAGUAGGGCCGUAGGGAGACUUGUAUUAUAUUUAUGUAUUAUUAUUAAUUAUUAUGCAUUUAUACCAAAUGUCGAUAUAAGUAUUGCUGCACGUUAUAUUUUAGAUUUUAUCUCCUCUCGCCAUUUCACGUUGCUUGUUGUUUGUGAUAACAAUUUCGAGAAACAAUAUAUGUACUGCCAAAUGAAAACGAUGACAAAUUGAAUGGAUUAGCCGAGUAAUGAUUAAAAAAAUAUUGUAGCGAUUUUAGACGGAGGCGGAAAAAGAUUUUUUAUCUAGAAAUGCUUGUGCAAUCCUAGACACAGUUAUUUUCGCGCCUACAUCGAUGAAAGUACACAUAUAAUAAGAGGACGAAAAAUAUAAAGCUCAAAUAUUUAUAAAUAUAUUAUACUAUGAAAUGAAUAAUGUUUUUAGACUGAUUACUGUUUGUAUGUCAUUGAAGAAGUAUUAUGCGACGGUAGAAAACUCUCUUCAACGAAGAUGAUACACAUAUUGUUUCAAAGGUGGUAUCUAAACACUUAAUUAAGCAAUAAUUAAGCAUUAAGUUUAUUGUUUUAAAGUAUAUAUAUAUAUAUAGAAUAUAUAUAUGUAAAAUGGAAAAAUGUGUAUAAAUAAUAAAUAUUAUAAAAGAACCAGA